This is a messenger RNA of Quercus lobata, 1169 nucleotides long. RefSeq lists its product as uncharacterized. Lineage: Eukaryota; Viridiplantae; Streptophyta; Magnoliopsida; Fagales; Fagaceae. The coding region runs from base 198 to 1169 and encodes 323 amino acids. The record is from RefSeq and is a predicted model, not a curated record. The transcript has 4 exons.
GCCAAACACCCUCCGAAGCUAGUGCUCGCCCGGAGAUAUCUGACGAACAAAGGGAAUUUAUCCGUCGGAUACUUGGCAUAUCGCUUGAGCAACGGAAGUGUAGGGACUUGAUCACCCUAGACACCCUCCAUUUGUAUUGUGGGGGUCCAGAGCCGACGGUUGAAGCUCGGAAGUUGGAAGAAUUUUCUCGUAAACAGAUGGAAGCUGCGAAGCAAAGGGUGAGGGCCGCUGCUGCCCGUAAGAAGGAGGAGGAGAAAGCUAAGGGAAAAGAAGGAGCGUCAACCCCUCAUUCCUCUUUGAAGAGUUCAGUUAAGAGGAAGGCUGACGGAAAGGACGAUCCUCCUUCUAAGAAGGUAGCUGUCAGUGCAGGGGAUGUGCCUUCCACGAAGUCGCCUCCCAAGUCUGGUCACGGUGCUGGGAAAGGAGUGAUGACCUCUUCUGGUCCCGUCAUUGAGGGACCCCGUUGCUUGCUGACCCACAAGGAUUAUGCUGUUGAGGGGGUAGAAUCCCUCAUAAAACAGACGGAUCUUGACCCUUGUGCUCAGCUAGGGACGGAAGACCUGGGGGCGUCAGCUUUCUUUGACAUAGCACGGGCCUUGGUUCGUGUAAAAGCACUUCAAGACCGGUGCGUGGCCAAAGAAGGCGUCGUUUCUCGGGUUAGGAGGCAUAACGCCAAUCUGAUGGAUCAGCAAGCGCAAUAUAAGGAGACCGUCCGUCUCUUAAACUCAGAGCUGAAGGAUGUAAAGGAGAAGUUGGGAGAGGCUGAGGGUCAGCAGAAGAAGCUUGAGGAGGAGGUUUCAUCCUUACGUGCACAAGUAGAGACGGCUGGGACUGAUGCGGUCCAAAAAUUCAAGACAACCCAGUCAUUUAUUGACUCCUGCGCUGAUUAUUACGGCACAGGUUUCGACGAUUGUCUGAGGCAGGUAGCGUCAGCUUAUCCAGAGUUGGAUCUAUCCGGAAUUACCAUGGACGCCUCCGUGCCGAUGACUCCUGCUCGUGAAACUGUUGCUGACAAAGGUGACGGACCUAUUAGUUUGGACUCUUUGCUUAAUGAUGCCGGAGUUAUUUUGGCUCAGCCAGCCGUCACUAUUCCUGCCGAGUCUUCAGAUGCGGCACAAAUUGCCAAGGAUAAAGCUGACGGGGUCUCCAAGGAUGUUCCUGCCAUUUAA